AAAACGAGGUCGCUUUGUAUCACAAAAAGAGAUAAUACUAGACGUGGAUAUGAUACAAGAGUUACCACAAGACGGGAUUGAAGAAGAAGAAAUGCCACAAGUAGAACCUAUAGAAGAAGUUAUUAUAAUACAAGAAAAGGCUGCUAAAGUAAAAAAAGCACCAUAUACUGGAAUGUCGAGAACAACAGCCUGGAGGAAGAAACAAAAAGUUAAUACGUCGUUAAAUAUUGAAGCAUCACCUGAUUUGUCGCAUCUGUUUCUGGCUGCUAAUAUUGUAAAACAAUUACAAUCACCACAACCACCUUUUGCAGUAUUAUUAGCAAAUGCCUUGUUAUUAGUAAAUUUAACAUGA
This is a messenger RNA of Racocetra fulgida, 352 nucleotides long. The record is from the annotation of a GenBank genome assembly. NCBI's taxonomy places the organism in Eukaryota, Fungi, Glomeromycota, Glomeromycetes, Diversisporales, Gigasporaceae.